This is a messenger RNA of Tachysurus vachellii, 3162 nucleotides long. Its product is annotated as chitin synthase chs-2-like. Gene Ontology annotation, cellular component: cell periphery; cell septum. Gene Ontology annotation, molecular function: chitin synthase activity. The record is from RefSeq and is a predicted model, not a curated record. Lineage: Eukaryota; Metazoa; Chordata; Actinopteri; Siluriformes; Bagridae. Bases 62 to 3043 code for a protein of 993 amino acids. The transcript is spliced from 17 exons.
UGUGGGUUUAGCCAUUGGAGGCAUUUUCCUAGUCUCUUUGAACUGGUGGGAAAACUAUGCCAUGCUUUUCAACAUCGUCUUCUUCCAGAACACAAUCCAGGACAUCAAAAGGUCCCGAAACUUUGUGAACAUUGUGGCUAGCUUGGUGCGAAUUGCUGUGACCUCCAUUGUCCUUGGAGCUUAUGUGAAGCUCUCGGGACAGGACUGGUCAUCAGUGCUGGAAGUCGAAAAUUUUACUGAAACCCUCGUCUUGAGCCUCUUUGCUAUUCAGGUUCUAGCUUCAGCUCUGUGUCGCUACAUGACCGUGGUUGCAUGCAAAAUGCACGCUGUGCGCCGCAGCUUCCUUAUUCCCAUGAUCUUCACUUCUCCUGCCACGGUGGGGGCCUUCGCUCUGGCUAUCUGGAUUCCAGUUAGCUAUCAACAGAAUGCUUCAUUUUCUGACUACUGUAGCACCUUUACGAUUGUGCCAAAGCCAGGACUUGACGUUGUGAGACUGUUGCUGAGUGAUUUAACUCGUGGCAUGUGUCACCAUAUGUUGGACAACAAUACUUCGGUGGGAUUUGGUCUGCUUGGAUUGUCUCUGGUUAGCUGGUGGCUCGGUCUGGUGCUCUGCACACUCUACAUCUGGUUCUUGAACAUGGGACGUAUUGCCAGGACGAAGGAUCUGUUUGUGUGUGACAUUUAUGAAGCAGCGUUCAUUGAUCAGUCCAUGCUCCUGAACACCAAGUUUGAGAUUGUGCUUCAGCCAAAACAAACCAGGGAACAGGAGAAGGUGACCAUCUACCUCUGUGCAACCAUGUGGCACGAGACUGCAGAUGAAAUGCUGAAGAUGAUCAUCUCGAUGUUCAGGCUGGACAAAUUCCGACCAAAGAAAAACCAAUUUAACGAUGUUGUUUUUGAGUCUCACAUUUAUUUCGACGAUGCUUUUCUGACCAAAGACAACAAGCGAUGUGUCAACGAGUAUGCCGAGAUCCUGGUGGAAGUCAUCAGAGAAGUUUAUGUCAUAUUCACAGAAGAUAGCAAAAGUGUAUUUAGGAACAGAAAGCUGCUUCCAGACCAGAAAAUCUUCCAGACGCCGUAUGGCUGCCGGCUGCAGUACACACUUCCUCACGGCAACUUGCUGUUUGUUCAUUUCAAGGACAAACACCAGAUUCGCCACAAAAAGAGAUGGUCUCAGAUCAUGUACAUGUACUACCUUCUUGGCUGGAGGCUGCACAAGCAAUACUAUGAGAUGUACCUGGAAGGGGAUGAGCAGCUGACAGUUAUUGAAGAUCAAUUAAAAAAAGCCAAGGAGAACACAUACAUUCUGGCUCUAGAUGGUGACACAGAUUUCCAGCCUUCAGCCGUCAUGCUUUUAGUGGAUCGGCUCAGGUUGUACCCUGAAGUGGGAGCUGCAUGUGGCAGGAUCCAUCCCACUGGCACAGGUCCGAUGGUGUGGUAUCAGAAAUUUGAGUAUGCUGUGGGUCACUGGCUCCAGAAAACAGCAGAGCAUGUGUUCGGAUCUGUGUUGUGCAGCCCGGGCUGUUUCAGCCUGAUGCGUGCAGAAGCACUCAUGAGUGACAAUGUCAUGAAGAGAUACACAACCAAAGCGACUGAGGCGUCCCAUUAUCUACAGUAUGACCAGGGUGAAGACCGCUGGCUGUGCACACUGCUCCUGCAGCAGGGAUGGCGAGUGGAGUACAACGCUGCCUCUGACUCAUACACUAAUGCGCCACAGGAGUUCAAGGAGUUUUACAACCAGCGGAGGCGCUGGGGUCCGUCCACCAUGGCCAACACUCUGGAUCUUCUUUCCAGUGGCAGUAUCACUGCACAAAUCAACAAGUCCAUAUCACGGCCCUACAUUCUGUACCAGACUUUCACCAUGGCUGCCUCAAUCUUGGGGCCAGCUACGGUCUGCCUCAUGAUUGCAGGAAGCUUUAAGUUUGUUCUGAAAAUAAACGCCAACGUUGCUCUUGUGAUGGCAGUUGUUCCUCCUGCAAUCUACAUGAUUCUCUGCUAUUGUCUUGGCCAGGCAAAAUCAAACUUACAAAUCAGCAUUGCUGGUAUCAUGAGCAUAAUCUAUGCUUUUCUUAUGACAGCAACCAUCUUAUCGAUUAUAGGGGACAUGGUAAUGCAGCAGACUUUCAUGACCCCAAGUGGCUUGUUCUUUAUUGGCAUAAUCGUCAUGUACAUUACCACGGCUCUUCUUCAUCCUCAUGAGUUCCAUCUUAUCAUCUUUGGCUUUCUUUACAUCAUCUGCAUCCCCAGUGGCUACCUGCUGCUGGCAAUUUACUCCAUGGUCAACAUGAAUAACGUGUCAUGGGGCACUCGUGAAUCUGCCAACCCGACCAGUGGUCCUGACCAGACCACAACAAAAAAUGUCAAGUGCCAGAAGCUGUUCAAAAUAUGUGGAUACACCUUUGAGUUUCAGGUGAACAAAGAAGAGAAGGUGAUGAAUACACUGCCAGAUAAUGCAUCUGAACCCCUUCUUCAGAGUGUUGAUACCGAAGUGUUCACCAAACCUAAAGAAAAACCUUUCAUUGAUAACUAUUUCAUUGAACAGUUGGCAGAAAGCUCCGGUGAACUGGCUCUUAGGGAGAACAGAUUUAACUUGGAAGAAGGAAAGUUUUGGGAGGACCUAAUUGAACUAUACCUAAAACCACUAGAGACUGAUAAAAGAAAGGAGGAAAAAAUCAAAGCAGAUCUUAAAGUUCUACGCGACAAGGCAACGUUUGUGUUUUUUAUCUGUAAUGCCCUGUGGCUUGUGGCUACUUUCUUUCUGCAAGCCAUUGGCAGCGCAGUGAGCAUCAAGAUCCCUAAAGUUUUUGCCAAUGGAACUGUUGACCCAGAUGGACAGAUAUUUAUCGACCCCAUUGGACUGAUGUUCCUCUUGAGUUUUGCAGGCCUCCUUCUUAUCCAGUUUUUAGCUAUGCUGUGGCACAGAAUCCAGACUUUAAUACACUUCAUUGCUUAUACUGGGACUGAGGCCGAGGUUAACAGGAACAUGAGAAAUCAAGCUAUGGCACUGGUCUCCGAAAAAAAUGAUGAAAAUAAUUUUCUUUAGGAGGAAAUUAAAUUGACUAAAAGCCUCGAAGUGGAUGAUCCAAAAGAUGAUAUGUGAUGGGAAACUAUUUAGCAACACACAAACCUGGCAAACCUACAAUACCAACUUAAUGUAAUUAA